Molecule: messenger RNA, 3876 nt
Organism: Penicillium daleae
Lineage: Eukaryota; Fungi; Ascomycota; Eurotiomycetes; Eurotiales; Aspergillaceae
Product: putative cytosolic regulator Pianissimo
Exons: 4
Coding region: 1-3876 (1291 amino acids)
Biological process (GO): TORC2 signaling
Cellular component (GO): TORC2 complex
Source: RefSeq, a predicted model, not a curated record
AUGGCUUCCGGACACAACUCAUCGUUCUCCGCGUCCACCCAGCACCGCGCGCUGGGUGAUGGUCGCUCCUCAUUCAGUCAGGACGGCGGGUCGGGGGACGGGAGUUGGAAUGAUGGACUCUCGAAGAUUGGACGAAAUGGGCGAUCAGGCUCCGGGGGUAGUGCUACGACUGGCACGAGAGGAGGCUCCUCGUUGGCGCCGUCCUUUGGUGGACCGGGGAGCUUCAGUGCGGAGCUAAAGAGCAUGACUUCUCGGACUGUCACCCCACGACUCGACGGCACAUACACGCGACGAGCGAGUAGAUCAGUUGGAGAAGAUGACGUGCCUACGACCGAAGAGCGCCAGGCUGUGAUCCGAGACAAAAUUGCGAAGGAAAUGAAGAUCAAGACCGGAACGGAGAACAUGCUCGAGGCUCUGUUGGCAAAACCACCUAAGCAGACCAAGGAACAACGCUUAAAGGUGGAGUCGGAGUUGAGCUCAUCCAACCGCAAACUGGCUGAACUGCAACGUGAACUGGAAGAAGAGCUGCUUCGUGCGCAGGCACCCUCCACGACUCCCCCGCGAAGCCGGCUGUCAAGUCUAUUCCGAACGAGUCCCAUGCGCUCGCCUUCGCGAAACCCAAUAAAUAUUGGGCCAGAUACUUUAGAAGAUGACCGGGAGGAAGAAGAAGAAGACGACGGAGACAUGGAGUCGCCGACAUACGUCCUUUCGGAGACACUCCAGGCCCUGGAGAUCGAGGGCAUGUCACCCGAUUUCUACGUGGAGCGCGCCAAUAACUUAGUCGAGUUGUUCAAACGGCAUCCUACUCUCAAGUACGACCUGGCAUGGCCCGUCUUUGGCCUUCGUGUACAGGUGAUGCUUCUCAGUGACAGCAAGGAGGAGGUCGCAGCUGGGUAUCGGUUAACCCGCUACGCCAUCGCGGACCGCAAGUCGCUUCAAACAAUUCGAGCGCUGCACACGGAUGAGCUUGUGAUCCUGUCCCUUGUUAAGGAAAGCAAAGCAAGUAUCGAGCGCGAACAGGCCCUGAAGUUUGUAAGAGCUUUCCUCGAUGUCAAAGAUGGUGUGAAGGAAAUAUCUCGCGCUAUCGUGCGCACGAUCGUUUCCAUUGCCGAACAUCACGAAGACCGCCUGCGGAAUAUUUCGAUUAUGACUUUGGCAGAAAUCUUGGUCAAAGACCCCGAACUGGUUGCUUCGGCAGGUGGAUUCGCUGCUCUGCACGAUGCUCUCGCCGAAGGCACAUUCGGCGCUUCGGAGAGUUUGAUUUCGAGCUUUUUGCAUGUACUCGAUACCCCACGGAACCGGAAAUACCUCCAGGGAUCUGAGCUAGAAGCCGUUCUCGCCCCUUUCACCGAUUCUCUGGCUGACACAUUACGCAAUGGGCGAUUGAAAUCCGCCGCGCGUGCGAUCUCCGCAAUGCUAAAGACGUGGCCUGGUCUGGUCAUUCUGGCCAGGCACGAAGCCAAGCCACUCCAUUCUCUCCUUGAAUCACUUCAUUACCCUGAUACCCAAGCCCGAGACCUAAUUCUAGAGCUACUGUUCGAUGCAUUGCGCAUAAAGCCUCCAUCGUGGUCGUCCUCUUUCCUUGCUGGCCGAAGGCUCACAACUUAUGGCCGAGUCGCAAAUUUGCGCUCCGAUACAGACUUCAAAGCCAACCGGGCUUAUCAUGAUAGUGGACCAAACAAGUUUGAUCUUACCGCACACUUUUCGACUCUUAUCCUGGCAGCUUUGAUCGCUGCUGGUUUACCCCAGGCGCUCUCAGAUCUUAUUGAAGAUGAGACGGAUUCUGCUCUCCGGCGCAAAGCCACCCUUCUUCUUACCGAAGUUCUCAAAAUGGCCCAUCAUUCCUUGCCAACAGCCGUCAGUGCAAACCUGCAGGUUCUUGCGCAUCUCCUCACUCCUGCCAUUCAAUUCGAUACUGAGAACCAUGACGUUUCCACAUCAACGAUCUUCCAGAUCGAAAGUAUCAAUCGAACUUUGGCUCGCUCUGGCGGGUAUUCUGGUGGGGCCGGCAGAUAUAACCUGGAUCCCGAUUUCUCGGUCUCCCUGCUGCCCGGCGAACAAGCCAAAGACAAACUCAGCCCAUCGAUGGACGAACAAACAUUCCGAAAUGCUAUCCUGGAGACCCACGUGUUGAAUUCUGUUAACUAUAUGAAGUGGAAAUGGGACCUCAUCCAUCGCCUUGUCGAAGGCCCUCUCACAAACCCCAAACGGAUGGAUGAAGCGAUCAAAGGGUCCAAGUUCAUGAAGCGCCUUAUUGGGUUUUACCGGCCCUUCAAAUAUAGAUUCGCCAUGGUUCCAAACACGAAACCAAACCAACGAUAUGUCCGAACAGGCUGCGCCUUAAUGCGGACUCUCGUUAUGUCUUCCGAGGGUAUCAAAUACCUGGCCGAGAACAAGUUCUUGCGGCAGGUUGCAGAAUGUUUGGCUCAGUUGGACCGCAUGAGUGGCCUGACUUCUGCGUCGCCUCUUUUCUCACGUGAGCAAAUGGUCAAUACGCUGAGCGGUGGCUAUUUUGCUAUGCUAGGGACGCUGAGCGCUGGUCCUAGUGGGUUGCUCAUGAUGGAGAGAUGGCACAUGCUUAACAUGUUCUAUCACAUCAUUGAACUGCGAGAUCGAAAUGACCUUAUUCAGACAUUGCUUGGCAAUAUGGACUAUGGUCAUGCAAGUCACCUUCGAGUCAUGCUUUCCAAAGCUCUUACCAUUGGCUCAAAGGACAUUCGGAUCUUUGCUACCAAGCUCCUCCGGAAAUAUGCUGUCGGAGAUGUCACAUUAUCACCACAGAUGGCCAUCGGCAACGCAGAAUGGGUUGUAAAGCUUCUCGUGACCCAGCUGUACGAUCCAGAUGUGACAGUUUGUCAAAUUGCUGUGAAGAUUCUCGAAGAGGCAUGCAACCAACGUGACUAUCUAGAGUACGUGGUCAAGUGUCGCCCUUCCCUUGACCACCUUGGCGAGAUUGGCGCCCCGCUGCUGCUGCGCUUCCUGUCGACAUCCGUCGGCUACCACUACUUAGACGGUUUGGACUAUAUCACCCAGGAGAUGGAUGACUGGUUCCUCGGUCGGAACGACUCGUACGUUGGCCUCGUGGAAGCCGCUCUGUCCCGUGCAUAUGUCGACCAGCCACGGCGUAACAGCUUUGCGCCGGAGGACUUGGUCGACCUACAAGACGUUGGCGUUGUUCCCCCCACUUUUACCGCGAACUUGCACGGACAGCCGAGGGAUGCAGACUAUGAAGAAGACACAGAAGUGCUACUCAAAGUCAAGGGGUGCCUUUGGGCCGUUGGCAAUGUCGGGUCGAUGGAACUCGGGGCUCCAUUCUUAGAGCCAGAGAUCGUGCAGUGUAUCGUUGCAAUUGCUCAACGAGCCGGUGUACUAACCAUGCGGGGUACUGCUUUCUUUGUUCUGGGUCUCAUCUCCAGAAGCAAGCACGGGUUAAAGGUGCUGCGAGAUUUAGGAUGGGACUCUGCUAUUGAUCAAAAUGGCGAGUCGCUGGGCUUCUGUCUCCCGUCAGAUUUCCGCCAGCUUUUCUUGAUCUCUUUCCCUGGUUACAAUGCAAAUUCAAGGCGUACUCCGCAAGACAAACUCAAAAAAGCGACGACAGAUGACGAUCCUGGUAAUCAGAAGAUCCUGAAGCUGAUCGUCGACAUGGGAAAUACUGUUCUGUCCAAGCGAUCCGCGACAGACUUGCACAGCAUCAAAUCCAAGCAACCUGAACGAUUCCAUCAAGCCCAUCUCUUCCGCAAAGCACUCUGCAUCCUCGAGAGUCAUCAUUACCGGCUACCGGCCCGACGCUUUGCUAUAGAUCUUUUUGACAAGAGCGUGAUGAGACGAAUUGUCCUCGAAGAAGACUCCGAGUCCGACUCUGACUCAUCCACAUAG